Molecule: messenger RNA, 861 nt
Organism: Impatiens glandulifera
Lineage: Eukaryota; Viridiplantae; Streptophyta; Magnoliopsida; Ericales; Balsaminaceae
Product: cytochrome c oxidase subunit 5b-1, mitochondrial-like
Exons: 6
Coding region: 108-614 (168 amino acids)
Biological process (GO): mitochondrial electron transport, cytochrome c to oxygen
Cellular component (GO): mitochondrial envelope
Source: RefSeq, a predicted model, not a curated record
GUAGUGCCAUUCCGAUUGCGCCUGUUCUUGGUUGAAGAAAUUUUGUAAAGAGAAAAGAACGAGAGAGAAAGGGGGCAAACCUGAGAUCCUACAUCAAUCCAGAAGCUAUGUGGAGAAGAAUUCCUUCAAAGGUUCGAGCCCUAGCCUCCUCUUCCCGAUCUACUUCCGUUCUCAGCCGCUACGCCGUAGCCAAUGCAUCUUCUCCGUCGCGUCUUUCUCCACCUAUCUCUAUCAUUUCUCGCUCUUUCAGCCCCGAUCUCGGAACUGCUCCGCUGAAGAGGAAAGUCGAAGAUGUGAUGCCUAUUGCUACCGGACACGAGCGGGAAGAGCUGCAAGCUGAGUUGGAAGGGCGUCAGGUUCUGGAUAUCGACUAUCCUUCUGGUCCUUUUGGAACACAGGAAGCCCCUUCUAUCAUAAAAUCCUACUACGAUAGAAGAAUUGUUGGAUGCCCCGGAGGUGAAGACGAAGAUGAGCAUGAUGUUGUUUGGUUCUGGCUAGAGAAGGGAAAGACACACGAAUGUCCUGUCUGCACUCAGAACUUUGCGUUGGAAGUGGUGGGUCCAGGGGGGCCACCCGACGGGCAUGGCGACGAUGAUCAUGAUCAUCACCACUGAUUUUCAUCGCCUUAAGUUCUCAUCUGCUUGCUUGGAUUAUGCCUUGUAUAAAGAUGUAUGAGGUGAUAAUCAGUAAAUCAGCGAAUUCAGAAUUCUAAGAUUCUCCUUUUUUGGCCGAAGUUGCUAUGGCAACAGUUAACUGAAUAAUAUAUUUGUUCGUCUAUUUGGCGAAUAUGAUUUUGCAUAAAUUUCCCUGCAAAGUGCAAACAAUAAUACUGAUAAUGGACAAAGCUUUUGUUCUUCCUCA